Molecule: messenger RNA, 348 nt
Organism: Ustilaginoidea virens
Lineage: Eukaryota; Fungi; Ascomycota; Sordariomycetes; Hypocreales; Clavicipitaceae
Exons: 2
Coding region: 1-348 (115 amino acids)
Source: RefSeq, a predicted model, not a curated record
AUGUCGGCCCUCAAGGACUUUGGCACCAACGCCAAGAAGGGGUCGAUCCGUGCAGAGGCAGCUUGGCAGCUUGCCACCUUAACAGAAGCCUUAUUUCGAUUUCUGGGCCUGGUCCUGUCGCAAUCUGGAGUGGUGCGGGCCAUGUCCGUCCUCGGAGAGACAAGAGCAACGAGCCACCACCACCACACCACGUCUUUGCCCGUUUUCAUGCACCACUUUGGCUGCGCGACCCCGUCCCACGAAGCCCUGGAAAUUCUCCGCAUCCUCUCAAAGGGCCGGGCAGUGGCCGAUGUUGGGUCCGGCAGCGGGUACUGGACCUUUAUGCUCCGCGGCUACGGCUUGACUUGA